AUGAGAAUAUCUUCAUCUUCUACACAACUGAUAUGUUCCCUCUUGAUAUUCACCUUGGCCUCGGUCCAAGGAAACUUUGCCUCUGGCACAUUCAUGAAUAGGCAAUUGCAUCAGAAGACGAAUAUCUUGAGUCGGCAGCCAUCAUCAUCAAUCGCUAUUGACGAGUCAUCAACCCUGGAGAAAGUUCAAAGAGGCGGAGCUCGAGCAGAGCAAGGAAAAGCAUCAAUAACUUCUUCUGUCUUCAAUCUGGUCAACAAUGUUGCUGGAGCCGGCAUCUUGACGUUAUCAGCUGGCAUGGCAGGGGGAACUGGCUGGAUUCCUGCCAUUUCCAUUUGCACCAUUCUUGGAGCUAUCAGUGCACAUUGUUUUUCCAUUAUUGGAGAAUCCUGCGAAAUGACUGGAGAAAAGACAUUCAAGGAUCUUUGGGGUAGGACCAUUGGCGAGGACUCCAAAGUUUUGGUUGAUUUCACAAUCGCACUGAUGUGCCUUUCCGCUUGUGUCAUCUAUUCUGGAAUCUUAGGAGACGUUUUCACUCAACUUUUUUCCCAGGCUGGCUUUCCUGACAAGUGGAAUGGACGCACAUCAAACAUCUUGGCAAUCACAUCGUUUAUCUUGCUUCCAUUAUCGAUGAUCAAGGACCUCUCCGCCCUUGCAUUUACAUCAUUACUUGGAUUUGCUGCAAUCAUAUACACGGUAUUCUUCAUUGUUUUUAGAGCAUUGGAUGGCAGUUACAAGGUCGGAUCGGGAAAGUUUGUUACUGACGGUCUCCUCCUAGCACAGCCUGCUUUCGAGGAGUCGUCCCUGCUGAAUUUUGGCUUCACCUCCCUAGUACUUUGCUCUAACCUCGGGUUGGCAUACAUCGCCCACUACAAUGGUCCCGCGUUCUACCGAAGUCUAAAGGACACAAGUGCCAAACGGUUCCGAAAAAUGGUGAACAUUGCCUUUUCUGUCCUUGUAGCCUUAUACGUUAUUACAAUGGUAGCAGGAUAUUCAACUUUUGGUGAUGUGUGCCAAGGAAACCUUCUUCUGAAUUAUCACCCAGGAGAUAUCUUGUCAACUCUUGGGCGGCUUGCAACCGGGUUUAGCAUCCUGUUUGGAUUCCCCUUGGUGUCUUGUGCUGCACGCGAAGCUGUUGCUGGUGUAGGAGCAGGCCUUGGGUUUCCACAACUGGGUGCCCCCAAAUACCAUUUCUCACUAGUUUUUGGAAUCCUCUCGGUAGUGACACUCAUUUCCUGCACGGUCAAGGAUGUCUCUCUCGUUGUCGGCCUGACUGGAGCUCUGUUGGGGUCAGCUAUUGUGUAUGUCUGCCCACCAAUCAUCUACACCAAGGCAUUGGCGCUGACAAAGGGAGAAGGAAGCCCAGAGCACAAUGCAGCGAAAUUGAACUUGGCCCUUGUGCCAUUUGGAAUCGUCAUUGCUGCAUUGGGAUGCUUCAUGACUCUCAAGGGGGCUUAA
Cylindrotheca closterium is the source of this 1455-nucleotide messenger RNA. The record is from the annotation of a GenBank genome assembly. Lineage: Eukaryota; Bacillariophyta; Bacillariophyceae; Bacillariales; Bacillariaceae.